AUGACUGGAGGAAGAAAUAUUAUAGGGAUCACCCAUUUCAUCCUCCUGGGAUUCCCAGAUUUUCCAAAGAUUAUAACAGGGCUUUUUGUUGUAUUCCUGUUUAUCUAUGUUAUGACUCUGACUUGGAACCUGAGCCUCAUCGUCUUAAUAAGAAUGGACUCUCACCUCCACACACCCAUGUACUUCUUUCUCAGUACUCUGUCCUCCACAGAUAUCUGCUAUGUGACUUCCACAGUCCCCAAGAUGCUCUCCAACUUUUUCCAGGACCAGCAAACUAUCAUCUUUGUGGGUUGCGUUGUUCAGUACUUUGUCUUUUCCACCAUGGGACUGAGUGAGUCUUGUUUCAUGACAGCCAUGGCUUAUGACCGAUACGCUGCCAUUUGUAAUCCACUUCUCUAUUCAUCAAUCAUGUCGCCCACUCUCUGUGUUCGCAUGGUACUGGGGUCCUAUUUGGCGAGACUCUCUGCUUCUAUAUCCCAGUUGUGGGCCAUUCUUCAGCUCCAGUUCUGUGGGUCUAAUGUCAUCAACCACUUCUGUGACAUGCCACAACUGCUAGUCCUGUCCUGCACUGACACUUUCUUUGUACAACUCAUGACUGCUAUAUUGACACUGAUCUUUGGGAUAAUAAAUGCCAUGGUUAUCAUGAUAUCUUAUGUCUAUAUUGUCAUCUCCAUCAUGAAGAUCACUUCAGCUAAAGGCAUGUCCAAGGCUUUCAACACCUGUGCUUCUCACCUGACAGCAGUUACCCUUUUCUAUAUGUCAGGUAUGUUGCUCUACUUGAGUUCCAGCUCUGGUGGUUCCUCCAGCUUCGACAGAUUUGCAUCAGUCUUCUACACUGUGGUGAUUCCCAUGCUGAAUCCCUUGAUUUACAGCCUGAGAAACAAGGAAAUCAAAGAUUCCUUGAAGCGGUUGCCAAAGAAGAGAGGUAUUGCUGCAGUCAAAGAUUCUGAGGCUUUUGACAGAUUUGUCUCAUCAGAAUCACCUUGUCCCUACAAUAAUAUUCAUGUGAAUGGAGUAUAA
Pteronotus mesoamericanus is the source of this 1020-nucleotide messenger RNA. RefSeq names its product olfactory receptor 5AN1-like. The record is from RefSeq and is a predicted model, not a curated record. Gene Ontology annotation, cellular component: membrane. The coding region runs from base 1 to 1020 and encodes 339 amino acids. Gene Ontology annotation, molecular function: odorant binding; olfactory receptor activity; G protein-coupled receptor activity. Gene Ontology annotation, biological process: G protein-coupled receptor signaling pathway. NCBI's taxonomy places the organism in Eukaryota, Metazoa, Chordata, Mammalia, Chiroptera, Mormoopidae. The transcript has a single exon.